CUUGUGUUUAGUUUUGGCCACAACCUGAUUAUAGUAUUUAAGUCCUAACUACAAGUCUGUGUCGUGAAGCCCCAUUUACAAUAAAAAUGGAGUUGAGCGUUGUAUCCGCUCUGUGGUGUUUUAUUCCUCUUUUCUUCUUCAUCCACCUGCUUUGUUUCAUCCUCGCCGAUGCUGACUUCACUCUGCUACGGGCAGCUCUGUGUGGACACAGGCCAGAGGCCAAACUGAAAGGGCUGGUUGCGUGGAUCACUGGAGCCUCCAGCGGUAUCGGAGAGGAGCUGGCCUACCAGAUGGCAAGGUGUGGGUCACGUCUCAUCCUGUCUGCUCGCCGUGAGGAUGAGCUGAACAGGGUGAAACGUUACUGUUUGGAGUGCUCCAACCUCCAAGAUCAGGAUAUUCUUGUACUCCCACUUGAUUUGUUGGAGAUGUCGUCCCAUGAGGAAAAAACCAAGGCUGCGAUCCAGCAUUUUGGACAUAUUGAUAUCCUGAUUAAUAAUGGCGGCCGAAGCCAGCGCUCUUUGUGCUUGGAGACCAGUGUUGAUGUGUACAAGGCCUUGAUGGAGCUCAACUUCCUGGGUACAGUCUCAAUCACCAAGCAGGUGCUGCCUCACAUGACACAGCGAGGUACUGGUAGCAUUGUGACCGUCAGCAGUGUAGUCGGCAUCGCUGGUGCACCACUGUCCACAGGAUACUCUGCCAGCAAACAUGCCCUGCAGGGAUUCUUUAAUUCCCUUCGGACUGAAUUGACUGACUAUCCAAAAAUACUCAUCAGCACCGUGUGUCCAGGGCCUGUGCAAUCACAGAUAGUCCACAAUGCCUUCACAGAGGAAGUAAACAAGCCUGUGGCCACAGCUGGCAGCCAGGAGUACAAGAUGACCACAAGCCGCUGUGUGCGUUUAAUGCUGGUGGGAAUUGCCAAUGGUGUCAAGGAAAUGUGGAUUGGACAGCAGCCCUUCCUCCUGUUUUUCUACGCCUGGCAGUACACUCCCACAUUUGCCUGGUUCAUCUCAAACAUGUUGGGUAGGAAGAGGGUGCAGAAUUUCAAAGCCGGUCUGGAUGCAGACGCAGCAUACUUCACAAAACCUAAGACGUCCUGAAGAGGAAAGAGUUUCCAUCUAUGGAGGAAAAUAUUUUAGGGCUUAAAUGCUGUGAAAAGCGUUCUGCUCCCAGGGCAUGGCUGGGUCGUAGAAAAAGUUUUCACCUUUUAAACAUUUCUUUUUUGAGUACAUAACACUGUUUUCAUCUCAAAGUGUAAAAGAAUGUUCUUGUAUGUUAUUUUUGUAAGGUUCUUUUUAUGUGGCAUAGAGCACUAACCAUUUGAAUGCCUAAUAAAACCCAAUUUGGUUCAUA
Molecule: messenger RNA, 1350 nt
Organism: Scomber scombrus (Atlantic mackerel)
Lineage: Eukaryota; Metazoa; Chordata; Actinopteri; Scombriformes; Scombridae
Gene: dhrs7
Product: dehydrogenase/reductase (SDR family) member 7
Exons: 7
Coding region: 87-1097 (336 amino acids)
Molecular function (GO): oxidoreductase activity
Source: RefSeq, a predicted model, not a curated record